Messenger RNA from Bactrocera oleae (olive fruit fly), 537 nucleotides. NCBI's taxonomy places the organism in Eukaryota, Metazoa, Arthropoda, Insecta, Diptera, Tephritidae. The record is from RefSeq and is a predicted model, not a curated record.
AUGGAGACAGUAUCGGCUCAAACCCAACAGGCAUUUCUGCAGGGUGUCACUCCUACGUACUCAGAGCAAGUGAUGUUGAACACUUACACGGAGUUUAACUGUACUACUGUUAGCAAAUUGUCCUGUUACAUAAGCAAAAAUACGCAACGCAGCAGCAUCUCCAUCAAAAUGCAAUACAAAAAGAAUAUAAAACGCUUCAGCUUAAACUUUCUCAUUGUAUUGCCAUGGCGUCCUGCGGACUUUGUGCUGCUCAAUUUAACCCGUUUGAAUGGUUGCCAAUUCAUGGCGAAUCGGAAUCAAGGGUCGCUGCUGCAUAUUUUUCUUAACUCGAUGAAACGAUAUAGCAACUUAAUGGAGGGAUGUCUCUACAUGCGUAACAAAUUUUAUUAUAUUCGUGGGCUACGCUUGGAUUUGAAUGCAAUACCAGCAGUUGCGUUCGACACCGAUAUGAAAUCGUGGUUUGAGAUUAUUCACGAGGGUGAUGUACUGUUUGAUGUCUUCGUGCAUAGUCACAUGCAAUUGCGGCGGAAUGGAUAG